ACGUUGCCAGCGCACGAUCACUGUAGACGUGCUAGGUUGAAGAAGACACUAUGGCGAGGUCUGCGCUGCUUACGUUGGUCUUGGUGAUCUUGGUGGCAGUACACUACGCUGCAGGUGGCGCUGUACCACGGACGGUGUCUACAGAGCGGGGGCGAAUUAUCAACGGCGUGGACGCAGCCCCAGGAGAGUUCCCUUUCCAGCUGUCGGUGCAACUUGAUUUUCUCGGCACCUACAUCCACGCCUGUGGCGCGUCUAUCCUCAAUGAGUUCUGGGCUAUUACCGCCGCCCACUGUUUCGAAAUGGGUGGCUACUAUGCGAUCCUAGCAGGCACAACCAGUCUCGUGCAGGGUGGUUCCAUGAUAAACAUCAGUGAGACUAUAAUCCAUCCUCAAUACGACAGUUCUAAUUCCUGGAUCAACGACGUCGCCUUAAUCAAGGUAGCGACACCUUUUGUCCUGGACGGCACCACGAUGGGAACUAUACAGCUUCCAGCGCAAGGACAGGAGACUCCAGAGGGCUCCAGUGUCACUGUCAUCGGCUGGGGUACAACCUCUUUCGGUGGAAGCUCUCCGGCUGAGCUGCAGAAAGUGGACAUCGUGGUGUGGAACCAGGAGCUGUGCUCGUCUCUCUACUGGGACGGCUUCGAGUACCCGGUCUACCCCACCAUGAUCUGCGCAGGUGGCGUCGAGCAGCAAGCUGGUUCCUGCAAUGGUGAUUCUGGAGGGCCGCUGUUCCACGAGGGAGUCCUGGUGGGCAUCGUGUCGUGGUCCUACAACUGCGGCGAGCCACCCUAUCCAGACGUAUUCACGCGCGUGUCCAGCUAUGUGGACUGGAUCAACCAGUACAUCGCCGCCUAACAGUGGCUGUGGGUCGCUUCUUGUUUACAGCAAAGUAUUGAUGUAUUGCUUAUGGUAUGUCGUCAU
Molecule: messenger RNA, 923 nt
Organism: Schistocerca nitens (vagrant locust)
Lineage: Eukaryota; Metazoa; Arthropoda; Insecta; Orthoptera; Acrididae
Product: mite allergen Der f 3-like
Exons: 7
Coding region: 51-857 (268 amino acids)
Biological process (GO): proteolysis
Molecular function (GO): serine-type endopeptidase activity
Source: RefSeq, a predicted model, not a curated record